Asterias rubens (European starfish) is the source of this 2787-nucleotide messenger RNA. RefSeq names its product glycogen synthase kinase-3 beta-like. Gene Ontology annotation, molecular function: ATP binding; protein serine/threonine kinase activity. The record is from RefSeq and is a predicted model, not a curated record. Gene Ontology annotation, biological process: negative regulation of canonical Wnt signaling pathway; signal transduction; protein phosphorylation. The coding region runs from base 314 to 1594 and encodes 426 amino acids. Lineage: Eukaryota; Metazoa; Echinodermata; Asteroidea; Forcipulatida; Asteriidae. The transcript is spliced from 9 exons. Gene Ontology annotation, cellular component: axon; cytoplasm; nucleus.
GAUUCGCAAAACAGGACUAUGUGUGUCCGAAAACCAUCGGAAUUCCCUUCGAAACACACCAGAAUCUGGCUGGAAAUAUUUUUAAUUAAAUUGAGGAUUUCACCAAGAUAUAUUUCCUCACGCAGAGAGUGAAUUAGUCGUCUGAAAAGGAAAUAUUCUGUCUUAACUGGCCCAGUUACACUGUUUGGUUGACGGGGGCUUGCGUCCAGUUUUUACCCUGCCAAAACUGUGGUCACUGCCGACCAUGUAAACGAGUGGAUUUUUCGUUAUUUUGAUCGAAAUAGACAAGUAAUUUUGAAAUUGAAUUUGGAGUAUGAGUGCAAGACCGAGGACAACGUCGUUUGCAGACGCCAAGGGUAACAAUCCUGCGUUUGGGGGAUUUAAAAUAUCACACAAAGAUGGCAAUCGGGUCACAACGGUCAUGGCAACUGCCGGCGCCAUGGUCAACGCCAGGCAAGAGGAACGGAACAUGGAGAUCUCAUACUCAGAAACCAAAAUCAUCGGCAACGGAUCGUUUGGCGUGGUACACCAGGCUAAGCUAACCGACACGGGAGAAAUGGUGGCAAUAAAGAAAGUUCUACAAGACAAACGAUUCAAGAAUCGAGAAUUGCAGAUAAUGCGUAAACUAGAGCACUGCAAUAUUGUUAGGCUGCGAUACUUCUUUUACUCAAGCGGAGAAAAAUCCAGCAGCUCGGGGAAGCAAAAGGAUGAAGUUUACCUGAACUUGGUGUUGGAGUACGUACCAGAGACGGUGUAUAGAGUAGCAAGGCAUUAUAGCAAAAACAAACAGACAAUACCUAUAUUAUAUGUCAAGUUGUACAUGUAUCAGUUAUUCCGAAGCCUAGCGUACAUUCAUUCUCUAGGAGUUUGCCAUCGAGAUAUUAAGCCACAGAACUUGCUCUUGGAUCCCGAAUCCGGAGUGCUCAAGCUGUGCGACUUUGGAAGUGCAAAAACGCUGGUUGCUGGUGAGCCCAAUGUAUCGUACAUCUGCUCACGAUACUACAGGGCACCUGAGCUUAUCUUUGGUGCCACAGACUACACAUGCAAUAUAGAUGUAUGGUCAGCUGGCUGCGUCCUAGCAGAGUUAAUGCUCGGACAGCCAAUCUUCCCGGGGGACAGUGGAGUGGAUCAACUGGUGGAAAUCAUUAAGGUGCUGGGCACGCCAACCCGCGACCAAAUCCACGAAAUGAACCCCAACUACACAGAAUUUAAGUUCCCACAGAUCAAACCGCAUCCCUGGAACAAGGUAUUCCGGCCGAGGACCCCGUCCGACGCCAUUGAACUGUGCAGCAAGCUUCUGGAGUACACACCUUCGUCUAGGGUCUCGCCGCUAGACGCCUGCGCUCAUAAGUUCUUUGACGAGUUAAGAGAAGCUGGAGCCAGGUUACCAAACCAAAGGCCACUUCCACCACUCUUCAAUUUCACACCACAAGAACUAGCUAUCAAGUCGUCUCUAAACGAUCACCUCAUCCCGCCCCAUGCAAGGCGAGACCCAGUCAGCUCAUCUCAGGGAACGUCAGCGGCUAGCGAGAACACCGCCACCACGAGUGUCGCCGGUCUACCAAUCCCCGGAGCGAUAGGGGGAGGAAACUAAUUUAAAACACCGAAAAAGGAAAAUAAAUCACGAAAUCGAAAGCCCACUUCUCAAGAAAGGUACACAGUAUGUGAAUUUUAAUUGUCGCAAGUCGGCAACCCGUUCCCGAGUAUAAAAGUUCUCUAAGAUGGCUAAAAAAAUUAAUCGGGAGAAACAACUGUGCACCUUUGUUUCCUUGUUCGUCGCUUAAUUUAGACCAUACGCAGUUCGGGGACUGAUUUUCUGAUCUGUACCUGAUUAAGCAUCUUCAGUCAGCCUCAAGAAGUUAUCCAUUAUUCUGCAUAUGGAUGGGCUAUGUCAUAUUCGUGUGCCCAUUAAUAAAUGGAAAGGCGUUCCAGAAUGACAUCGUGAUUGGUCGACAGGAGGCACCAGACUUUACCAAUGGAGGACCGCAUCCCGACCUGUUGUUGCAAUGGUACAGUCCUUGUUCCUUCAUGCCAUUGUUGAAUCUUUCAAGAGUGAUAAACAUUCAGGUAUGACUGUUCUGAGAGAGCGUCGGCGUCAUUAUAAGGAAGUGUUCUGGUUUGGUCCCUUCCAAAUCACUCGAGUGUCAAAUGAAAAGGCGAUCUCGAUAUAGAUUGAGAAAUGGUCAGAAAACACUUCCUGGACUUUUAUCUUUUUAUGAAUCGUGAGCUUAACAAUAAUUGGGCAGCUGGUGUAAAUUACCCAACCCCUCUUUCCCCGUUUCCCCAAAACAGUGUCAAAUGUUUUACGGACUCCAGGAGACGAAGUUUCGACAGAGGACAGAACCUUCAAGAAGUGAAGAACAAUUGUAAAUAUCGGUGGAAACUCUGUCGGGGGGACCUGGACGUGAUAAAAAAAAAAAAAUUGUUGUUUGUAAACAUGCUUGGAUGGUCGGACUAAAAUAUUAUUAUUUCCUUCUCAAAUUAACUUAAAGGAAAUCGUUAUUGCAAGUAGAAUGGGCUGAAAGCUACAGUAUUCAGACAGAUUUAACUUCAGAGAUUAUUAUUAACCCCUCAUUUGGCUAGCUUUAAAUGUUGAUUGCUCUACUCUUAAACAAAAUACCCAUUCUCUGAAACUAAGACUGUCUGCUGAAAAAACUUGAAAUCAUAACUUUGAUGUGUUUGGGGAAAAUUAGGAAAACGUUUCAUGCACUCGACCUAAAAGCCUUGCGCCUUCCGAUUAUUGGAAGUACAUGUACAUACGCAGAGUUGUACUCAGGCAUACGCUAG